Messenger RNA from Beauveria bassiana ARSEF 2860, 819 nucleotides. RefSeq names its product dienelactone hydrolase family protein. Lineage: Eukaryota; Fungi; Ascomycota; Sordariomycetes; Hypocreales; Cordycipitaceae. The record is from RefSeq and is a predicted model, not a curated record. The coding region runs from base 1 to 819 and encodes 272 amino acids. Gene Ontology annotation, molecular function: hydrolase activity. The transcript has 3 exons.
AUGGCUUGCGCAGACUGUUUCCGCGGCAACAUCCACGAGGGCCAGCCCAAGGGCGAGGUUGGCAAUGUCCACGGCCUCGACACGUAUAUUUCGCGCCCGCCCAAGGGCACCCAGUCGCGCGGCAUCAUCGUCAUCAUCCCCGAUGCCUUUGGAUGGAAAUUUGGUAAUAAUCGCCUGCUUGCGGAUAACUAUGCCGAAAAGGGCGACUUUACCGUCUACCUCCCCGAUUUUAUGAAUGGCCAUGCCGCUCCCUUGAGAAUGUUUGAUCAUGGCCGCGCAUUUUCGACUUCAUCCAACAUCCUCACCAAAAUCUACCACGUCUUUUGGGCCGUGCUGGACAUCAUCCCGUUCUUCUACUACUGCAACCCCGGCAAGACCUUUCCCGUCGUCAAGGGCUUCUUUGAGCAACUGCGCAAGGACGAGGGUGCCACGCAGCCAAUCGGCGCUGCUGGCUUCUGCUGGGGCGGCAAGCACGUCGUUUUGCUGAGCCACGGCUACGAGAUUGACGGCAAGCCGCUCCUCGACGCGGGCUUCACGGCCCAUCCCAGCAUACUGAGUAUUCCCUCCGACAUUCAAAAGAUUCAGCGCCCCGUCUCGUUUGCUUUGGCGGCCAAGGAUGACCAAAUCUCACCUGCCAAGGCUGAGAAAGUCAAGGCCAUUGUGGAAGCUCUCCCGAGCCCCGCGACGGGCGAAGCAUAUGUGAUUCCGGGGACUGGCCAUGGCUUUGCUGUGCGUGCCGACUUGACCAAAGAUGAUGUGGCUGCGCAGGCGGCCAGGGCCGAGGACCAGAGUGUUGACUGGUUCAAGAAGCACUUUUAA